This is a messenger RNA of Blumeria graminis f. sp. triticale, 1506 nucleotides long. The record is from the annotation of a GenBank genome assembly. NCBI's taxonomy places the organism in Eukaryota, Fungi, Ascomycota, Leotiomycetes, Helotiales, Erysiphaceae.
AUGAACCCGGGUCCUAUACCUGGAUAUUUUUAUGAUACCGAAAAAAAAAAGUAUUUCAAGAUUUCAACGGCUUCUCAAGGUCUAAAUUCUGCAUACUCUCAGGACUCUUUAAAAAUGCGCAAGGUUCUUGAAAUCAGAAAGGAACGGGAGUCAAAUUUCAAAAGAGAUUCGAGGAGUAGAAUUAAGCCAUCAACCAUCUUACGCAGUACUUUGCCUGGUGGCCUUCUCUUAAGGGAAUAUGGAUUUACACCCAUCGAUACUCCACGAGUCUUAGCUGCCGGACUUCAACCAUAUGGGUCCUUUAAUUUGGAAAAAGGUAGAGUUAAGAGUAUCAAUGAGGGGUGUAGUCUCUUUGACAUUGUUCCGUAUUUAAGCACAACUACGCCUUCAAAUAUUGUUGCUGUAAACCUUGGCAAUGAAGUUUCUACAUCUAUAAUGAGCUCCAGAGACAUAUCUUCUACUUGUGGGCGAGAUGGACUAGAUUUUGCCGGUCCAGAUGCAUCUCUAGAAAUUAGGGAAAGAAAGGCAGUUUAUUUCUUCCACAGUACAUCACUACCUACCUCGAUUAGUAUUAACGAACGUCAAGAAAGAGUUAUAUCCACCUCAUUUGGAUCAGGUAGUAGUGGUAUACACGUAUUUAUCACUUAUUUUCAGGAAGAAUCAAAUACCCGAUCAUUUAGUGAAGAACACAUCAUCUUAGAUAAACCCUUGGAUGGACCAAUUGACUUCUUCUGUUCCGUUUCUGCGCCUUCCAAUUCUAACUUAUUUUUUGCCGUCGGCACAAGUCAGGGAGUUUUUAGUAUAAGUUCUAUGCCAUCCAGAGUUUAUCCUACCAGAUAUAGACUUUGCGACACUACAACUGUAGUAUCAAAAAUAUGCCAUCAAAAAGAUGUUUUUGCUGUAGAGUUCCUCAAAGAAUGUCCCGAUCUACUUCUCUCAGGUGGUCGUCCAGGAAAGCUUUUUCUAAGCGAUCUUCGCGAUAGCUCUACAAGAUAUUUAAUGAAGCAUCCUAGUUCCAUCACGCACAUUAAAUCAGUUGAUUCUAAUCACAUCGUUGUCGCUGGACUAGAAUCAAGCUUAUGUCAAUAUGACCUUCGCUUUCUCAAGGAUACUGAAGUAUCGGCAACGUCAGAUUCAAACCAAACUCUCGUAGCCAAUUCAUCUAUAAGUAGUAGCUCGCCCAAAAAACAUAGUACGAUAUCCACACAGCCAAUCGUUACUUAUCAUGGCUACCACAACGAUGCAACUACUGGCCUUGGGUUUGAUCUUGACUUGGACUCAAGAAUUAUAGCUGCAGCGCAGGAGGUCCACGAGGGUCAUAAACCUGUUCAGCUAUUUUCACUUCGUGAUGGAUCUGCUCUUCAUUCCCCCUGCGAGAACCUAGUCUCAGAUAGUAAGAAAUCGUGCGGAAAUCUGGUCCGAAGUAUACGAUUUGCUCAGGAGGCAAAUACACCUACUAAAAGCCUAUUUAUAGGGAGUGGAGGAAUUGUGCAGAAAUAUCAAUGA